AGAUCCCUGUUGUACCAUUAUUUAUAUUGCUGUCAUAUGACAGCUCAGAUGUGUUUUUAAUUUUCUUGGUGUUACUUAACGUUUUUCUUGGGGAAAUAUUUUCGGUUUUCGUAAUUUUUGUGUUGUAUAUGAGUCGUGCAAGUUUGGGGGUUGCAAAAGUGAGGUUAGUGUAAUUUGUUGACGUGUAUAAGGACUGUCAAAAAAUUGGCCACGUUGGAGGAUUUCGGCGUUAAUUUUAAGAAUUUUUAAGAAAUAAAUGUUCAUAGAAGUGUCUUAAAAAGGUCUUAAAAUGAAAGUGAAAGACCUGGAAAGGACUGCAAAUGUUGCCUGGUCGCCUAAAAGUCAGUACCCUAUAUAUUUGGCUGCUGGUACAGCUGCUCAGCAGUUGGACGCUAGUUUUAACACAAAUGCUGCCUUAGAAAUAUACUCGUUGAACUUAUCAGAACCAGGGCCUGAUUUACAGCUAAUUUCAAGCGCUUCUAGUGAACAUAGAUUCCACAAAUUAAUAUGGAGUGAGCAAAACAAUGGUACAAUUGUCGGUGGAUGUGAUGGAGGGUUAAUAAAAAUAUACUCGUCUUCGAAGUUGCUAAAAAAUGAGGAAGCUCUUAUCGGCAAAACUGAAAAACAUUCGGGCCCUGUACAUGCCUUGGAUUUCAACCCAUUCCAAGCAAACUUGUUUGCUACUGGAGCAGCCGAAUCCGAGAUAUUUAUAUGGGAUUUAAACAACACUGCCUCCCCUAUGUCCCCAGGGGUGAAAUCUCAGCCUUUGGAGGAUGUUUUAUCGAUUUCGUGGAAUAAACAGGUUCAGCACAUAUUAGCUUCGACGUUUGCCUCCAAAUGUGUCAUAUGGGAUUUGAGAAAAAACGAGCCCAUUAUUAAAUUGACCGAUACGGUUUCGAGAAUUAGGUGGAAAGUUGUGGCUUGGCAUCCCGAGGUUGCCACACAGCUAUGUCUUGCUUCAGAGGAGGAUCAUUCGCCAAUCAUCCAACUGUGGGACCUCAGGUUCGCAACCUCCCCGCUAAAAACCCUAGAAAAUCACCAAAGAGGCGUCCUCUCUGUGACCUGGUGCAAAGACGACCCUGACCUUUUGGUAUCUUGCGGCAAGGAUAACCGUAUUUUGUGCUGGAACCCGAACUCCAACCAGCAGAACGGAGAAAUUUUGUCGGAAAUCGCCAACACCAAUCAGUGGACGUUCGACAUUUCCUGGUGCCCCAGAAACCCUGCAUUACUGGCCUGUCCCAAUUUCGACGGACACGUGUCGAUAUAUUCCUUGAUGGGGGGUAAAACACAGCAAAUCCAAACAACAAACAAAAUAGCCGAUUCUUUCCCUGGUAUGGAAGGUUACAUUCAAGCCCCGGUAUCUCAAACUGUGGCUGUAGUUAGCAACGACUUAUCUAAACCACCAAAGUGGCUCAAGAAACCUUGUGGAGCUUCAUUUGGGUUUGGGGGCAAGCUCAUAACAUUCGAGCACGACAAAAACCUUAUUUUAAAUGCGCAACAAAAUCUACAACCAGGGCAGCAAACCCCAAAAAUAUCUAGAAGUGUGCAAAUAAGCCAGGUCAUCACCGAGGCAGAUUUUGUUAAGAAAUCUGUCGAACUGGAGAAAGCGGUGGAAUACGGAAAUUUUACCGAGUAUUGUUCCGGUAAAGCCGAUUCAAUAUCCGAUCAGCACCAAAAGUACGUUUGGCACUUCCUGAGGGCUCAGUUCGAACCCAACUCCCGCGCAGAGCUUUUGAAUUUGCUUGGGUACAAAAUAGAGGACAUCAACAACACCCUGAACCUUGCGGUUGGUAAGACUGCCAAUUCGGUGGACCAACUUUCCGACGAUUUCGCCAGGCUCGAUGAUCUCGGCGGAGAUCCGUUCAACGACAUAGCCCGGCAAAAUAAGAAGAGGCUGAGCAAUUUCACCAUCGAAACUGGAAAUGACGACGACGGCCUCAUAACUCAAGCCCUGCUAUUGAACAACGUCGAAGCAGCUGUAGAACUGUGUUUGAAGUCUAAAAGAUUCGCCGACGCCUUGAUAAUAGCCACCACGGGAGGUGCAGAAUUGCUGGCCAAAACUCAGCACGAAUACCUCGCACAAAGCGGUGGGUACAUAUCCGAGUUGAUAUCGGCCAUGGUCUCCGAAGAUUGGGCUUCCAUAGUAAAAAACUGCGACAUAAACUCGUGGAAGGAAGCCCUGGCUGCAGCCCUAACCCACUCCAACGACGAGGACUUAGUAAAACUAUGCGAGCAAAUGGGUAACAGAUUGGAACAAGAAUCUCUUCCGAAUGAGGCUCAGCUGUGCUACAUUUGCGCCGGUAGUUUCGAAAAGUUGGUUUCCUCGUGGACGGAAGGUGGCAAACAGAGCACGCAAGAACUUCAAGAUCUGGUGGAACUCGUGACGUUUCUACAAAAAGCAGUGGAAAGACAGGGUCGAAAGGUUAAGGUGUCAGGUGGUUUGGCUGAUCUUUUGUCGAGAUACGCCUCACUGCUGGCCUCUCAAGGCGAACUGGAUACCGCAGUGGCUUACCUGGGAACAUCAACAGAUGAAAAAAUUUCCAACUUACGGGACCGCUUGUACGUGAGCCUGGGUAAGAAACCAGUAUUCGCUCACGAUGUGCGUCAACAGCAAAAUCGUCGCGGUAGCUCGCUGCGCACUUCGUUCACCAACAAUUCCGCGUCGUACGGUGCCCCGGUCAUGGCCAACCACUUCAACAGUCCCGCGCCUGUGCCCAAUCAAUUUAACCCUACCGCGCAGCAGCAGCAGCAGACCUUUAACACAGGCUUGCCAAGUGUCCCGCCUAGCCUAAAUCAACCGUGGCAACCUGCCGCAAUGCAGCCACCUAUCGGCAGUUUUCCCAAUCAAAGCAGGCCGUUUUCGCCGGCUCCCGUGGCGCCACCUAGGCCUCCGAGUGUCAAUAGCGCGCAAGGUUCUACGUCAAGCGGUCUUCCUUCGAAAAAAUACAUAUUAGACCCUUCGGUGACCUCGAACCAAUACGGCAACGCGUCGUACGCGCCGUUGCCACCUCAACAGCAACAGCAGCAAUACCAAAACAACUUCAACAACGCCCCGUUCGCCCCUCAAAACAACCACAUGCCCCCCACUCAAAUCUUGAACCCUGCGGCGCCAUCUUACGGCGUAGGCGGCGACAUGCAGGCUCCGCCCAUCGAUGCUGCGCAGAUGGCCGGCGCGCACAAUUACCAGGCCAACGCCCCGCCCGGCUGGAACGAUCCGCCAAUCAUAGCGAGGCAGAAAGCGCAGCCGAAAUCGGACCUAGGCUCCUCCGAACCCAUAACCCACCCCAUAUUCGGUACAGCCCCCUCUCAACCCCUCCCCACGUCGAACAACGGUUACGGCGACUUCGCUCCCCCACCCUCCAUGAUGUCCCCUCCCCCCAACACCCCCUACAACCCCGCGCAAGCGUUCCAACCCCCUCGGGCCGAAACAAACGCGUAUCAGCCCCCUCAAUCGUUCAACCCCGGUCAGUUUCAACAGAACGCCGUUCAGCUGAUGGGUCGCAAUGUCGGCGCCUGCGCCACGCCCGAACCGCCCGCUCCGGUGCAAAAAGCGCCCAUUCCGGAGGAGCACAUCCACAUGCAGACCGUUUUCGAUGAGUUGAGGUCCAGGUGUUCCUGCUCCUCGAAUAAUGCGCAAACUAAGAGGAAAUUGGAGGAUGUCGGUCGUAAAUUGGAGGUCUUGUACGACUUGUUGAGGGAAAAUAAGUUGUCUCCCAACACUCUAAACUCACUCCACCAGUUGGUACAACUGGUCCAAGAUGGGAACUACACUGGAGGGCUGGCUCUGCAUACUCAGCUCGUAUCAGGUCCGGAAUUCGCCAAAAUUGCCGCGUUUAUGCCCGGAUUAAAAGUUCUGCUGCAGUGUGCUUUAACUUUGCAAGUUUACUUGCGGUAGAAUUUGCCUAAAUUAAUUCAGAGCUUUUAUAAUAAUUAUUAUGGUAUAUCGUGACGUCAUUUGGUUUACCUUUUUUGUUUAACGUUUUUAAAAUGAUUUAUUUUUGUAAUAAUCAUGUAUUAUAGUACUAAUAUAUAUAAAUUUAAAUUUAAGCGAAAAUAUAUUGGCAUGUUUAUUAUUUCUAUUAUAUAAUGUAUAUGAAAGGUGCUUUUCAUAAUAAAUUUUAUUAAAAAUCA
This is a messenger RNA of Brassicogethes aeneus, 4131 nucleotides long. Lineage: Eukaryota; Metazoa; Arthropoda; Insecta; Coleoptera; Nitidulidae. The record is from the annotation of a GenBank genome assembly.